Molecule: messenger RNA, 1729 nt
Organism: Fundulus heteroclitus (mummichog)
Lineage: Eukaryota; Metazoa; Chordata; Actinopteri; Cyprinodontiformes; Fundulidae
Gene: bbs5
Product: Bardet-Biedl syndrome 5
Exons: 12
Coding region: 120-1148 (342 amino acids)
Biological process (GO): cilium assembly; intracellular transport
Cellular component (GO): BBSome; ciliary basal body
Molecular function (GO): phosphatidylinositol-3-phosphate binding
Source: RefSeq, a predicted model, not a curated record
GUCUGUUGUCAUGGAGAUUAUGACGCCAGGCAGGAUCAUUCGGAUUAGCUUUAGCCGUUGCUCUAGCGGCGCUUUGGCCGUAGACUCCACAAAACCCUGGGAGUUGUGGCAGAAAGAUCAUGGCGGCGUCUCUAGAUGCUCUCUGGGAAGACAGAGAUGUUAGAUUCGACAUCACGGCGCAACAGAUGAAAACCCGUCCGGGAGAGGUGUUGAUCGACUGUCUGGACUCCAUUGAAGACACGAAAGGAAAUAACGGAGAUCGAGGGCGACUCUUGGUGACAAACCUGAGGAUCAUUUGGCACUCUGUGGCUCUGCCUAGAGUCAACUUGUCUGUGGGCUACAACACCAUUAUUAACAUCACAGCACGGACUGCGCAGUCUAGACUGAAGGGCCUCACCGAAGCUCUCUACAUUUUAACAAAGUCCAACAACACAAGAUUUGAGUUCAUCUUUACCAAUCUGGUUGUCGGAAGUCCAAGGCUCUUUACCUCGGUGAUUGCUGUACACAGGGCUUAUGAGACCUCUAAGAUGUACCGGGACCUGAAGCUGAGAGCUGCUCUCAUUCAAGACAAGCAGCUCAGACUCUUGCCCCGGGAGCAAGUGUAUGAUAAAAUCAACGGGGUGUGGAAUCUGUCCAGUGAUCAGGGCAACUUGGGAACCUUCUUUAUCACCAAUGUUCGGAUUGUGUGGCACGCUAACAUAAACGAGAGCUUCAACAUCAGCAUGCCUUACCUCCAGAUUUGGUCGAUCAGAAUAAGAGACUCAAAGUUUGGACUGGCGCUGGUGAUUGAAAGUUCACGACAGAGCGGAGGAUAUGUGCUUGGGUUUAAAAUUGAUCCGGUGGAGAAGCUUCAAGAUGCUCUCAAAGAAAUCAACUCUUUGCAUAAAGUUUACUCUUCAAACCCCAUCUUUGGCGUGGAUUAUGAAAUGGAGGAAAAGCCCCAGCCGCUGGAAGAACUGACCGUGGAACAGCCCCCUGAUGACGUGGAAAUCGAGCCUGACGAGCAGACAGACGCUUUCACUGCCUACUUUGCUGAUGGCAAUAAGCAACAAGACCGUGAAGCAGUUUUCUCCGAGGAGCUUGGCCUCGCCAUCGAGAAGCUUAAGGACGGCUUCACGCUUCAGGACCUUUGGGAAGUCAUAAACUGAAACGCCGCGAAACACCUUUAUGCUCCAUGUACAGACUAGAGUGCAUUUAUUAUUUAUAGGCCAAGAUUAAAGCUGCACAGGUCAUGUACAGAUGCUUUGUUUCAAGACAAGGUGCUAAUUUUCUCCCAUGUGGGGAGAAUUGGUUCGGUUUCUUGUAGUUUUUAAAUUUGCAAAGACAGGGUUUCUACACAAUGUGAAAACGUGUGGAAUUUCUUUUAUUGUGCGUUUAUGUCUUCCCUUUUUUUUCUUCUUUGUGUUUUCAUCGCCGUGUCCUUCCUCCUUUCCAUCUGUCCUUCGUUCUUUCCUUGAGUCCUUAUUUAAUUUCUGUCUUUCUUUCCCUCACUGUGUCCUUCCUUUCUCCCUUUUUGUCUGGUGUAAUUCCUUCUUUCUUUUAUUCAUUAAUUCAUUGUGUCCUCCCUCCCUUCCUUCCUUCCUUCCUUCCUUCCUUCCUAUUUGUAUUUUCCACCUUCAACAUCUAAAGCCUGGCCACUGCAGAAAUAUCUGCCAUAAGGUCAUGUGAACAUGAAAAAUGCUCAGUAACUCUGUAAAAGCAUUCUAUGAAUAAAGCAGAUUUAAGUAAA